CACGCUGAUCAUAUAAUCUCUUUUUUUCUUACAGAGUACUCCGUACACUGCCACGCUUAUGCAGCAAGCCAACCGUUUGCCAGCUUGUUUGGCUCCGUGGCCUCCCGCUGCCGCUUUGGCCCGCGCUGGUGGAGGUUGUGCCCUCCCACUCAUUUGCUGGGUUACUCCGGAUGUGAUGUAUGAUCUGCUUGACCUUCCAAGACCAAAAGCCAGCCUUUCCUUCACCUCUUCCCAAUCGUCAUCCUCUUUUUCUCUCCUUCACGGUUGUCCACACGCCGUGAGGACGCAGCUUUUCUUCCUGGUCCCGUACCUGCCUUCCACCACGCUCGUUGAUAUCUCCCUACUCUCGCUUUUCUUUUCCUUUCUGCGCACGUCAUUUAUCUGUUGAUUUUUUUUUAUCCGCGUCUUGACGACACCUCGCUCCUUAGCAUAGAAUUUCAACGCAGGAACUCGUUCACCAAUCUUCGUAUACACAGUAACUCAACAGUGGUAUUCAUGACCCAACGCUAAAGACCUAGAAAGUACGCGGUCUUCCCAACUCAGUAUCACGAGACUGUCGUAUCGUCACCAAAAUAAUGAUGGUUUCCGUAAAAUCAACCCUCGCGGGUUUGGUCGCGACGGCGCUGCUGAUUGCUAAUUCUUGCGCGGUGCCUCAUGGUGUGGGAAUUAAGCAAAAGAGGCAAACUACUCCGAUUGCUGUGACGGGUGUACAGGGAAGCGGAGUUCAGCCACGCCUGGAGAUUAGGACGUUGCAGCAAAAUGCAGAUAUGUUCAACAUGUACAUUUUAGCUCUCUCUCGGAUGCAGCAGACUAACCAGGACGACGUGGAAUCCUACUACCAGCUGUCCGGUAUUCAUGGCCUGCCUAUGGUGCCGUGGGACGGCGUCAAUGGCAACCCAUCAGCCAACCCACCAGCCGGCUACUGCACCCAUGUUUCGAACCUGUUCUUGACGUGGCACCGACCCUACAUGGCGCUCUAUGAGCAAGUUCUUGUUCAGAACGCCAUCGCUGUUGCCAAUGAGUUCCAGGGCAGCGACCAGCAGCGCUAUCUCUCGGCUGCCCAGAACCUUCGUAUCCCAUAUUGGGACUGGGCAGCACCGCAAAAUGAUAGCAACGUUGUUCCAGAUGUAUUGAUCCAACAGCAAAUCAGCGUAAACACACCUAGCGGUCAGCAGACCAUUGACAACCCUCUCUAUACAUACAAGUUCACGGCGCAAACGCAGGACUUGGUCUACUCGCCCUUCACGAGCUGGACCCAGACCUAUCGCCACCCGGUGUCCCAGGACACUCCAACGCAGAACAACGAUCAGGAUUUUGUUUCGACCAUGAACAGCCAGCAGCCGAGUCUUGCGAGUCGACUCUUCAACCUGUUUGCCAAUUACAACCAAUUUUCCCAGGUUAGCAACGAGGCGUGGUACCAGGGUCAGUCGGGCAACUACGACAGUAUAGAGUCCAUUCACGACACUGUUCACGGUCUCGUCGGCGGUUCAAACAACGGCGAUAUGUCCAUAAUUGAUGUUUCUGCCUUCGAUCCUGCUUUCUGGCUUCACCAUGCGAGCGUUGACCGUUUCUUCGCGCUUUGGCAGACGCUGUAUCCAGAUACGUAUGUCGAGGCAGCCAGUCAGAUCUACAGCAACUACUGGUACACUGCCGGCACUACACUCGACGCCAACUCAGGACUGCUUCCCUUCUACGCGGACACUAAUGGCAACUUCCACACAUCUAACUCAAUCCGUGACUUUACCCAGUUUGGUUAUACCUAUCCGGAGAUCACCGGCAACAACCAAGACAUUGUCACCGCGGUGAACACGCUUUAUGGUGCCGGUCAGCCGCAGGCUGGCAGGAGAAAACGAUCUAUAUCUCAAAGCGAUGUCAUCGGCAAUCUCUCAAAUGUUGCCGAUACAGUGACCAGCUCCCUCGGCCCAGUUGGUGACGUCGUCGAGAGCGCCGUCAACGAAGUCUCCAACCUCGUCAGCGACAUUGGCAGUUACAUGGGCGUCUCCUCCAACCGGGACUACAUCGUCAACAUCCGCACUGACAAGCACGCUGUCGAUGGAAGUUACCAGAUCUUCGUCUUCGUUGGCGAUAUUCCUGAGGACAAGAGUACCUGGACCACGUGUGAUUCGCUCGUUGGCAUCCAGGUUAUCACAUCCAUGAUGUACGGCUCGAAGAUGCCUACCGCGAUCGUCUCCGCAACCCUGCCGCUCACAAGGUUCUUGGAGAAGCACGUCGUUCUCAAGCUUCUUUCCGGGCUGGACGAGGACAUCGUCAUUCCCUACCUCACCGCCAACCUAAACUGGAAAGUUCUCGGCUCGGACGGCUGCGAGAUUCCUCUUUCGUCUUUGCCGGACCUCAAGAUCAGUGUCGUAUCUACCGCCAUCCAGAAGACGACGACCCUCGAUGCUUUCCCCAAGUGGGUCAACGGCUUCACAAGCCACUACGAAGUGACAAGCGGCAAGGAAGGUGGUCUCUGCGCAAACGAAGAAGAUUGAGACGACAACGGGCAAGAAAGUCGAUUUUGCCAUAAUUUAAGCAUGUGCUAUAAUCGUACCCUCUUCGCAUUUUAAGCUAUUUGUUAAUUAGUGAUACCACCAACACAGGCACGUGGCUUUAUCCAUAAAUGUUCUUCUUUUCUAUAGCCGGUUUGCAUAUCUACGCUAGUUCAUGGUGAACAGUGUGCUAAGCUAGUUGCACACUGGUCGUUUUGUCCAAGGGAUACCUAACACAUUUUAGAGUCGGGUGGUACGUCAGAGAAGUGUAACUAGAUCUAAGCGACGAUAUGGUACAACAUGCGAUAUCUGCUUGGUUGCGGGUCUUUUUUCUGCAUAAUACUUGGUGCAUCCAUCCC
Verruconis gallopava is the source of this 2848-nucleotide messenger RNA. RefSeq lists its product as uncharacterized. The transcript is spliced from 3 exons. Gene Ontology annotation, molecular function: oxidoreductase activity. The record is from RefSeq and is a predicted model, not a curated record. The coding region runs from base 576 to 2492 and encodes 638 amino acids. Lineage: Eukaryota; Fungi; Ascomycota; Dothideomycetes; Venturiales; Sympoventuriaceae.